Ictalurus punctatus (channel catfish) is the source of this 2647-nucleotide messenger RNA. RefSeq names its product HAUS augmin-like complex, subunit 5 (gene haus5). Gene Ontology annotation, cellular component: HAUS complex; centrosome. Gene Ontology annotation, biological process: spindle assembly; centrosome cycle. The record is from RefSeq and is a predicted model, not a curated record. Lineage: Eukaryota; Metazoa; Chordata; Actinopteri; Siluriformes; Ictaluridae. The transcript has 19 exons. Bases 202 to 2178 code for a protein of 658 amino acids.
UUUCUGAUAGGCUGACUGCUUUUGAGUACGAACUUCUAGCUAAUCAGAGCAAUCAGGAGGCGGGAUUUGUUAGAAUACGGGUGUCGAACUGGAGGAUAACGUACGCUUCAGCGUAACGACCAUUCUCCAGGUCUGUGUUGGAAAAAGUUAUUAUUUACAACUCAGUUAGAGUUUAUAGUUCAUAAGAGUCCGGAAAAGUGCAUGCUAGUGAAGGAAUUAACGCAGAAAAUGGGGAGUUUGGUUCAGGAGGUGAAGCGUUGGGCGACAGAAGAGCUGGAUUUGCCUCCUCACAACCUCCCACACGACAGCUACAUUAAAACGUUGUGUGUUGGCACAGGAGCCUCAAUUUGGAAAUAUGUCAUACAGCAUGUUUACAGUGAGAGGAAGGUGCGACUCAUGAGAAGGAAUCUUCAGUGGUACAAAAUUCUACAGGAUAAAGAGCUGAAGCAGGUGGAGGGACAAAAUAAAGACGCUCGGCGUGUGGAGCUGCAGAAGGAGAUCUCCGAGCUGCAGACUGAACUCCGUCACAUCGACCAGAAAAUCAGCACGGCCGAGGAGCAGCUCGCUAACGAAGAGCAGAGUGUGAACAGACACUGUGCUCAGUACGAGGAGAGCCGACUGAGGGAGCUGAUGCUGGAAUCGUUCAGGCUGCGCUGCGCCGAGGAACGAGACGCCCUCACGCACGACACGCAGACCAUCAGCAGCCAGAGGCAGGCUUUAGAGCAGCUCUCCAGGAAAGCCGAGGUGACCGUAGCGUUCGGAGGAUCCGACGGCAGAGACGGCGACGGUGACGGCGGCACGGCUGCAGAGCCUCUGGUUUUGAGGCACGUCCGAGAUCUGUGCAGGGAGCGAGUCCUCUUCUUCCAGUCUCUGCAGGACAACAUGCUGAAGUCCACGUCUUCAGACUUUACUGCUGAUCAGAGGAGUGCAGUUUAUCAGCACUGGCUUAGUUCUGUGGAGGACGUGCUGCGAUCUCACCCGCCGAAUCAGCUCCUUUUAGCUCUGCAGGCUUUGGCCUCCAAACAGCAGGUGGCGCUGGAGGAGAAAACCGCAGCUUUGGAUGUGGAACGUGACGUUUCUGCUCUCGGGUUUCGAUAUGAGCGCGAUCACCUGCUCGACGUGUCCGUGGAGGAAGACGAGGACUUGCCGCCGGUGCGCAGUCUGUUACAGUCUACGUGGGAGGAGGAGGAACAGCGUUACAUGCGCUUGGCAGAGGUUCGGAGUAGAGCUCGGAGACUGCGCGCUGAUCUCGGCGCUCUCACGAAGGAGGUCCAGCUAAGAAUUCUGGGACAGGACGAUCUCCUUAACCCCACGGCCCGGAAUGUGUUUGAGUUGGAGGUGCAGGCGGUGAGACGGGCUGCGGUGAGAGACAGCGUGCGAGAGCAGUGUGCACAGCUCCAGCUGGAGAACCGAGAGAGACGUGAGGCUCUGCGCAACCUCCACGCGCAGUGGCAAAGCAUCAUGGACUUCAGGCAGCUCGUGGAUAUUAGACAGGAACAGAUACGGAGUCUGAUCAAAGGAAACUCCACGCUAAAGACCGAACUCGCACGUGUUCACUCGGAGUUGAGGGAGUUUGUGCGGGAGAAGCUCGGUCCACAGUUCGGGGGUGUGAUCCGGUCUGCCAACCAACUCCGUAACUCCGUGUCCCAGGAGGCCAAGCUGUUUAACUCGGUGUCUCUCGCUGCCCUGGACCGCAGGAUCGCAGACGGUGAGAGAAUACCGGUGGAUCAGCUCUCCGUGUAUCGCGUGAACUCUCCGGCUCUGCAGGCCGUCCGUCAGGACCUCUGCGCACCACUCUACAUGGCGCCGGAGUCGUUGUUCUCUCAGGCCGUGUCUCAGAGGCUGCAGUUGCGUUUCCUCCGUCGCCUCCUGCAGCUGCGCACCGACUCUCUAACGGACCUGAAGAACCAGACAGCACAGCUGCCUGCUCCUAAUCAGCAGGCUCUGCUUCAGCGUGUGAAAGCGGAGGACGCAGACCUGCUGCAGUCUCUGUUGCCCCGUGUACAGGAGCUCACACAGAGGUGCUCUAAAGGCAUGGCCUACGCCAGUCAGGUCAACACCUCCAUCACACACUGGUGGGAGCAGCCGGCUCAGUUCGCUCUGCCAGACAUGCAGCAGGACGGCCUGACCUUUCAGCAGUGGCUGCAGAGAUGGAAACUGGCUACAAAGGAACUUUAAUCGCACGUGGAUUUGUCGUCCGCGUCACUACGAACUGUAUUUCUAAACGCCGGUCCGUUCACGUUUAGGAGCAGUUUGUCGUUUUUAACGCAACGGAAAGCGAUCUUUUAGGCUGCACAGAAGACGUCGUUGUCCUUCCUCCCUUUCUGCGCCUUCGAUUUCCUUUUCAGGAAAAAAAGAAAAGGAGGCCGGGCUGAGCAGCUCUGUUCCAGAUGGAGGAAGGAGGCGGGGCUAGAGACUGUAGCCUAUACUGAAGUAUAAACCACGUGAGUUGUCGGGGUGUUGUGCUGUAGGAAAAUAAGUCAAGCCGCACUGCUCUUUCAGGGUGUUUUUGUAUUGUUAAUCUUCCGCAGCUCCAUUUAUGCUUUUAGACAGACAUGUUCUUGCUGUACAGUCAUGAUUUAUUAGUUUUUAAAUACACAUUUUACAAUUCCCCCCCCCAAUAAACAACGAUGAUUAAUUCGCUACA